This is a messenger RNA of Girardinichthys multiradiatus, 8971 nucleotides long. It is a transcript of the gene cenpf, whose product is annotated as centromere protein F. The record is from RefSeq and is a predicted model, not a curated record. The transcript has 38 exons. Gene Ontology annotation, cellular component: nucleus; chromosome, centromeric region; spindle pole. The coding region runs from base 77 to 8467 and encodes 2796 amino acids. Gene Ontology annotation, molecular function: protein homodimerization activity; transcription factor binding; dynein complex binding. NCBI's taxonomy places the organism in Eukaryota, Metazoa, Chordata, Actinopteri, Cyprinodontiformes, Goodeidae. Gene Ontology annotation, biological process: metaphase chromosome alignment; mitotic cell cycle; regulation of G2/M transition of mitotic cell cycle.
CAUCCGUUUCCUGUCCUACAGUUUGAAUUUUGUAAAAAAAGCUGAGCAAGAAGCGUCGCGCCCAAAGUCUUGGACCAUGAGCUGGGCGGUGGAGGAGUGGAAGGAUGGACUUCCAGGAAAAGCUCUGCAGAAGAUCCAGGAGAUGGAGGUCCAGCUGGACAAACUUAAAAAGGAAAGGAGCCAGAAGCAGUUUCAGCUGGACUCUCUGGAAGCUGUCCUGCAGAAACAGAAACAGAAGGUGGACAGUGAACGCACAGAGAUCUCUGCUAUGAAAAGAGAAAACCAGUCGUUGGUUGAAUCAUGUGAUGCUUUGGAAAAAACACGUCAGAAGGUCGUUCAUGAUCUUGGAGUCAAAGAGCAGCAGGUGAGUUACCUGGAGGGUCAGCUUAAUUCCUGCAGGAAGACCAUAGAGCGACUGGAGCAAGAACUCAAAAAGUACAAAACUGAGCUGGAUCGCUCUCAACCUGCUGGCUCUUCCUCGAUGUCGUCCUCUUCCUCUGAGCUGCAGAUGUACAGCACUCCACAGAAGAGCUUCGCUACGCCGGCACCUGCACACAGACAGCAAGACAAUAAACAGGAUGAGCUUCGGGAAAAGUACAACCAUGAAGUGGAAGAAAGAAAAAAGCUGGAAAGUGAGCUCAAAGUGUUGCAGAUCAAGCUGUUGAAUCAGUCGUCAGUCAGUGUCAGCCACAAGGACAUCGCUGCCCGGCAAGCUGGAUCGUCCAUAUUCCCAUGGCAACAGCAGGAGCGGGGUCAGGAUGUGACGGAAACGCCUCUGAAGAGACGUGGGGCGUCUCUGUGGGACGCCCACGAGGAGACGCCAAUCAAACCUAGCCAGCGGAUGAGUUCUUCCAGAACUGUCCAGAGUCCAAGUGGAUCUUCCCAACAGAUGGAGCAACUGAAGACUCUCAACCAGGAGCUGCGUGGUCGUGUUUCAGAGCUGGAGAGGAAUCUGGCUGCCCAGGAAAAGGAAAUUCGCAACCAAACGUCGAAGCUGCAAGAACUCCAAACUCACUUGAACCAGGCUCGCAAAGACCUAGUUGAGCGCGACAGAGACCUGGCCAAGGCUGGCCAUGAGCUGAGUCAAGCUGCAGACAGGCACCAGCGGCUGGAAGCAAAGUGUUCAUCGGUUGAGCAGAAGCUGAAGCAAGUCUCUGAGGAGAUGAGCUGUCAAAGGCACAACGCUGACAGCUGCAGACAAGCUCUGGAGCAGAAGCUCAAAGACCAAGAAAGAAACAGUCAAAAGGAGUUGGCUCAGCUUCAGAGUUCCCAUCAGGCUUUGGAUCAGCAGCUCAAUCAGACCAGAACCAAACUCACACAGGAGAUCCAACAGGCCAGAAAAGACCACAAUGUACUUCAAGCGGACAUGGAGAAGAUGCGCUUGCAGAAGAGUCAGAUGGAGAGAGAAAUUGAAGAUCACAAACAGAAGCUGCUGCGGUCAGAACAAAGUCUGCAGGCCACUCAGACUAAAGAGCAAGACCUCCGCAAAAAGAUGGAGGAGCUACAGAAGGAGAAAAACAGUUUCACCGUCCAGUUGGACCGGACCACCCGGUCCCUUUCUCAGCUGGAAGAAGAGAAGAGGAGCUCAGAGCAGACACUCAAACGCACCCAGGGGUUACUGGAAGAUCUAAAAGCAAAAUCUGAAGGACAGGCAGAGGAGCUGAAGAGACUUCAGUCAAAACUUGAGCAACAGACUCAGACGUCAACACGAGAGCUGGAAAACAUGAAGAAGAUGCUUUCCGAUGCAGAGUCCAGAAAUGACAAAUCUCAGAAGGAGCUCCAGAAACAGAGACAGGAGAGCGAGAGGCUGAGCAAUAAGCUGACGGUCAUCGAGAAGGAGAACCAAGAGCUGAAAACCAACCUCACCGACAAUCAGGAUGAGUGUAAGGCUUUGAAACAGGAACAUGAAGUUCUGUUGGAUUGGAAGAAAGACAAGGAGAACUUAAUAAACCACACUGAGGCUGUGCAAAAGGAGCUCACUGACAAAGUGAUCACUUUGGAGGGCAACGUGAGCCUGCUGAAUGAGACCAAGAAUGAACUUCAGAGCAAGCUCUCAUCCAUAGAGGCAGAGAAAGCCAGUCUGUCCGCCCACAUCGAUUCCUUGAAAGGAGAACUUCUCAUCAAGAGCACGGAGCUGGAGGAGAAGGAGCAUCAGUACCAGCAGCUUCAGCUUCAGUUUUCUGAAGCAGGACAGAAACACAGCAAAGACUUGGAGAAUGUUGGAAAGCAGCUAGCUCAGCUUGAAGGACAGGUCAAAGAACUGGAGUCCCAGUUGCAAAGAGAAACUGCUCGAGCAGAGCUUGCUGAGAAGACAAACUCUGAGCUACAGGAGGAACACCAGGCUGCAUGUGACCUGCUUCGCUCCAAAGAUCAGCUGGUGGAGCUGGGCCUGGCUGAGAUCUGCCAGCUGAAGGAAAGCCUCGCUCAGUCCACCACACAGCAAGAGAAGCAAAAUGCCAGCUUCGCGGAGGAGAAGACUGCCCUCCUGAAGGAGUGUGAGGAGAGUGUUUCAGCAAAGACUGAGGAGACAGAUCGCAUCAAGCUGCAGAUGGAGGAGGUCCAGCAGCAGCUGCUGCUCUCCAAAAACAAGAUCACUUCCAUGGAGCAGAUCCUAAAGGUCCAGGAACAUCUGGGAGCCGAACUGCAGAAACAAAUUAAGUCAGUGUCCGACAAGGAGGAGGAACUCAGAAAGGUGUACGAGGAGAAAUUGGAGGAGCUCAGACAGCUGGAGAAGGAGUUGAAGGACCAGAGGAGCCUGACAGAGGAGACUGAGAAGCGCCUCAGAGAGACUGAAGCUCAGAUCGUCUCAGUUGAAAACCAAAGGUCUGAGCUGGAAAAUCAAGUUCAAGAGAUGACGAAAGAAGCAGAGAUCCAGCAGCACAGCCACACUGAAAGGAUGAACACUCUCCUGGAGCAGAUCUCCGCUCUGGAAAAGCAGGCUGCGGCAAAUCGUGAGGCAACAGAGGAUGUUCCAAUUUUGAAGAACAAACUAGAAGUGGUCAAUCAGUCGCUUGCUAACCUUAGUAAAUCUCUUGAAGCUUCAGAAAAGAGCCUCUGCUCUGCAAAUGAAAGGAAAGCAGAUCUGGAGAUCACUCUGUCUGAGAAAGCGAAACGUAUCUCUGCUUUGGAGGAUCAAAUUGGUAAUCUCACUGAGAAGAUGAGUAAAGAGUCAGAGAGUCACAGCUCAGAGAUUGAAGACUUCGCCAAUAGGGAGAAGAGCCUUAAAGAGCAGCAGGAAGCCUCUAAAAAAUCAGUAGCUGCAGCCAAAACAGAGUUGAGCACUCGUCGGGAGGAGAUCCGAACCAUGAAGACGACUCUGUCUGCAGCUUCACGUGGCUUGGAGGAGAGAGACAACACAAUAAAGAGUCUAAAAGAGAAGCUAAACAAAGCAGAGGCAGAACAAGUCAAAGCCUCAGAGCUCCUGAAGGAGAAGAUUGGGGCCAUGAACAAAAUUAAGGUGCAGCUGGAGAUGCUGCAGAUGGACCUGGAGGACAACGAGACAGCCAUGAACUCUGUGGAAAGUCAGGUGGAGGAGCUGAAGGAAACCAUCGCAUCACUGGAGGCCCAGCUUGCUCAGAACCAGAGCCAGAUGUCUGACAUGGAGGCCAUGCUGCAGGAAAGCAAUGCUCAGGUUUCCGUCUUGGAAACCCGUUUGGAUGAAGUCCAAUCCCAGAACUCUCUGCUGGAGACAAAGUUUGUGACAGCCAAGGAAGACCUGCUGGAGAGGAGCUGUGAGAUAACCCGUCUGGAGGAGGAUGCUGUCAAACGGCAGCAGCUGGAGGAGAACAUCACUACCUUAGAGUCCAAACUGGGUCAGAUUACUGAAGAAAAGUCAAGGGUAGAGACAACUCUCCGACAGAUAAUUCAGGAAAAAGAUAUCGGUCUGGAUCAGCUAAAUGAGGAGAAAAUUAGCUUGGAGCUUUCUGUAAGGCAGUUACUUGAUGACCAGAAACGAGCUGAAACUGAAAUCCUUCAAGUAAAAGCAGAGAAGAAGGAUCUGGAGGUUAGAAUGAACAACCUGUCGGAGGAGAUCCAAAAACUCCACACCAAUGUUAAAGAGCUAUUUGACCAGAAACAAGAGGCAGAGGCAAAAAUUGAUCAGAUGGCUACAGAAACACAGGAGACUGAGUCUACGCUUAGUCGAGUCACUGAAGAGAAGGUCCAGCUAGAUGUUACUCUGAAUUUAAUCAAGGAGGAAAAAAUUCAACUUCAGGAGAAGCUUUUAACAUUAACCUCUGAGAGAGCGGACCUGGUCAGCAAUUUAGGACGGGUGGAAGAAGAGAAGCUUCAGCUGGAGUCCAACUAUGGUCAAGUCUCUGAGGAAAACAUCAAACUGCAGUCAGAGAGGAACCGUCUGUCUGAAGAGAAGCAGCAGCUACAAACCAGCACAGAGAGGAUGGAAGAGGAGAUGGUUUCUUUAAGAGAGGAGAGCGAGCGUAUCCAGCGCUCCCUGCUGUCCUCAGAGGAGGAGCGGCAGAAGCUGAAAGAGCAGCUCAAGAUGAAGGACGAGAUGAGCGAGAAGGAGAACAAAGAGCGGUGCCAACAGUUUGAGGCUGACCAGGCUGACCUUCACCAGAAACUCUCAGUCCUGCAGACAGAGCUGACUGUACUCCAGCAGCAGUAUGACUUACUGCUUGAACAAGUGGGCCAACAACACCGCCUCAUACAGCAGUUCACAGAAUCAGAGGAAUACCAGAGUCCAGCUGAAAAUAUCACCCAUGUAGGACCCAAAAGCCCUGACGAUGGGGCAGAGGCAGCUGUACAGACUGAGCCAAACCCAGAACCUGAUAUGAGCAGCAGUACCAGUGCAGAGUGCUGGCAACUGAAGGAACAAGAAGAGGUGUCUGAUCUGAGCUCUGAUCCGGUUGUCAGUGAGACAGAGCUGAUCUUUAAGGAGGAGUCCUCCGAUCAGCAUAUGCUCAACAAUGAGCUGGAAGAGGAGGAGGCAUGUCAGCAUGAUGUUCAGGAAAACCAACUUCACCAACAGGUCUCUGACAAGAACUGCAGUCCUGGUGAAGUUCUUGAAUCUUUCCCUCAAAGUGAGAUAAGAGGCCUGAAAUUCUCUGGACACGAGUCUUCAUUGGUCAAAGAAGACGUCGGCUUUUACACAGAAAUGAGCUCAGAACAACAGAGUGAGCUGAAGGCUCUUCGCUCAGAGUUUGACCUGCUGAGCUCGGAGCUGCAGCUGAGAACAGAACUCACCUCAGAACUGGAAGUCCAAGUUCACAACUUGGAGAAGAAGGUUCAUGCUUCAGAGGAUCAAGUACAGGGUGCAGCUCAACAGCUGAGCAUCGCUUUGGAGGAGAAGAAGAGUCUUUCCAAUGAGGUGAUGCAACUGGUAGAGGAGAGGGAGGCACUAACUCUGCAGCUGAACACCUCAAAAUGUCAACUUACUGAUGUUAUGGAGAUGUUAGAAGGGCUUGAGAUGGCCAAAGGUGGAUGGGAUGAAAGGUUCCUUCAGCAGGAGAGUGAGUUAAAGAGGGUCCGCUCUGAAAAGGCUAACCUGGAGCAACAUAUCCUGGGAAUGGAGUCUGAACUGGAGACCAUGCAAGCAGAAAGCGACGGGCUUAAGGAGGAGAUGGAGACCCUAAGGAAGACUGGUUCAGGCCUGGAACAACAGAUAGAAACACUUCUUACAGAGACAACCCAGCUGAGAACUGAACUUGUGUCCUGCACUGAAGACCGAGACGAGUUGAGUCAGUCUUUGGGUCAGUGGAGAGACAAGGUUCAUGGUUUGGAGAAGACCAACUGUGACACCAGAAAUUUAAUAUCCAUCCUGGAGGAUGACAUCCGGGUAGGAAAGAAGGAGUAUGAAGCUCUCCAAAGCAGCAUGGAGAGAGGGAAGGAAGAAAGAGAGCAGCUGUUGCAGCAGGUUGCUGUGCUGGAAGAGGCCCUUUCUAAACAGAACGAGGAGAAAAAGGAGCUACUCAACCAUCUUAAUGAGAUGAGAGAAGAUCAUACCUCUACCAACCAAAACACAGAGUCCAUGGCUGGCAAAAUCCAGACUUUAGAGGGAGAGGUCUGCCGCCUUUCCCAGUCUCUUGAGUCGUCUCUGAUGGAAAAAGGAGAGAUCGCCUCUCGACUGAACUCCACUCAGGAUGAAGUCCAGCAGAUGAGGACGGGCAUCGAAAAGCUCCAGGUCCGCAUCGAGUCAGAUGAGAGGAAGAAAAAGAAGAUGGGAGAGCUGCUCAAAGCUGCUCAGAGAAAGUCUGACUCACUGCAGGAUCGCAUCGACGCCUUGGAGCGAGAGAAGGACGAAUUAGAGCAAAACUUAGAGGAGGCUGUGCUGCAGGCUGAAACAGCAAAAGCUGAGCUGGAAGAGGAGAGGAGACAGGUGGAGGAAGAGAAGGAAGAGCUUGCUCAGGAACUGUCUGAGCUCUCUGCCACUUUGGACACCCUGAGAUCUGAGAAAGCUCAUUUAGAGAAAGAACUGGGCACAAAAAAUCUGGAGAUAGAGGAGCUAAAGGCAGCUAAGGACAAACUGGAAAGGGGGCUGGAGAAGGCAGAGGUGGAUAGAAGAGAAGAUCAGGAAAGACUGAAAUACAGACUAGAGGAGCUGGAGAAAUGCACAAGAGAGGAAGCUGAGAGACACAGUGUGCAAGUAGGAGAUCUUCAGGGUAAGCUGGAAGCUUCUCAGCAGAGAGAGAGUUUCCUUGAACAAAAGUGGACAGCGGCCGAACAAGAAAAGGAGAAGAUGCAGACGGCGUGUCUGGAGUUGGAGAAGGAUAAACGGUGCCUGCUGAGCUCCAUGCAAGACUUUCAGACAGAGACAGAAAGGGAAAAUAACAAUCUAAGGACAACUAUUGAGUCUUUAGGAGAAGAAAUAAAGGAUCUUAAAACACUUGUUCAUGUUAAAGAGGGAGACAUUCAUGCUUUGGAGAAGGAGAAAAAAGAGGCAGAGCAGAGGCAAGCUUUAGAUGAAUCUAUCUCAUCACUCAUGGCAGAGAAGGAACAGUUAGAGGGAAGAAACGGGCAACUGGAACAGGAGAGAGAUAAACUUCAGACCGCUCUGGUGUCUGUUAAACAGGAGAAAGAUGAACUAGAUCAGGAGAGGUCAGCGUUAGCUGAAGAGAGAGUAAAGCUUCAGUCCAAGGUCUCGUUUACAGAAAAGGAGAAACACAACCUCCAACAAACCGUCUCCUCAUUAGAGCAGGACAAGCUGAGGUUAGAGGCUGAAACCAAAGAAUUACAGUCCUCCCUGUUAAUGAUGGAAGAGGAGAAGAACAACCUGUCUUCAGCUCUUUCCCUGCUGGAAGAAGAGAGGCUCACACAAGAACAUGAGGUUCUCCAGAAAACAGUGGCUUCUAUGGAAGAAGAACUGGAGACGCAGAAACAGUUCAUCUCACAGCUCAGUGAGCAGGUUUCUGAGUUAACAUCCAGCGCAGCUCGUCUGUCUAAAGAGAAAGACUCUGCUCUGAGUAAAAUGAACCUGUGGAUGAAGACCUGCAGACAGCUGGAGCAGGAGAAGCAGAACAUCUUAAACAGUUCAGAAGAGGGAAGAAGCAGUGAAGAGUUAAAGGCUGAAGCAACCCAGCUGAGGGCCGAGGACAGAAAGAAAGAAGUGGAAGAGCUGAUGAGCGCCCUGAAGAAAAUGAAGACAGAGGCUGAGGAAAGGCAACAAGAAUUUAUAGAUAAGGACAAAGAGGUUAAGGAACUUACAGCUGCCCUGGAAGGAAUGAAGAAGAAGAUGGAGGAGAAGGAAAGAGAGCUGGAAGAGAUUGGACAGGAGCUGGAUAAAGUUAAUACACUUCUUGAAGAGAAAAGCACAGAGGCUGAUGAGAGCAUGGAAAAAUACUGCAGCCUGAUGGUUAAAGUUCAUAAGCUGGAGGAGAGCAAUGAUGCACUGAAGUCCCGUCUGGAACAGGCUACUGCAAACCAACAUGCUAAAGAAGCCAAGAUCCCCUCUGAAACCUGCCGACGUUCAGCAAGGAAGUCUUCCUCCAAACACCAGGAAGAAAAGACUAAUGAAAACACAGAAAAUGUGGUUCCCACAGCAACUCCGAGCUCUCCGCAGGGAUCCUCUCCGGGGAAGCGGGGUCAUAAUGAAAUCAGUGACAGAGACAGCGCCCAGGAGGCUCUACACAACCUGACGAAGAAGCUCAAAGCCAACGCCAUGACACCCAGAGCAAGAGGUGAACAGGAGGAUGAAGAGUUCAGACCAGAGGGCCUGCCUGACCUGGUGCAGAAAGGGUUUGCUGAUAUUCCACUGGGGGAGGCCAGCCCAUAUAUUAUCAGGAGGACCACAGGGAGGCGCUGCAGUCCUCGGCUGGCUGCAAGGCAGACUCACCCUGAUGUCAAGGUUUUGGGCCCAAUCCAUCUCCAGAGUCCUUCUGGUUCAUCCACGGACAGCUCUGACAGGACGCGCCAGUCUCUGCAAAGCGAACAGAAACCUUUACAUUCUUCAAUAAAUUUACAGAAGGAACCAGAGCAGAGAGAAAAGCAAGGAGAAAACUGUCAUGUUCAGUAGACCACUUAAUGCACACAUAGAAACACACCUAGGCACAAAUUUUAGCGUUUAAUCACAGGGAGGUUCUUUAAAAUUCCACCUAAAUGUAUUUAGCACAUAAAUUGUAUACGUUCUUUCUGGACUGAAACGGACGCAUUUCCUGUUCUGUUUUCUCUGCAAAUGCAUUAACCUCAUGAAGAAACGAAUGUGUGGAAAAAAAAUUUUCUUCCUUGCAUUGCUUUAUUUUUUAAUGUUUUUAAUCAAACUACAUUUUUGAAAACACUUUUCUAUGUCUUUAUAGCAGUCAUGUUUGUAUAAUUGUGUCUUUCCUUUUUCUUUUUUUACUAUCCCUGUCCUGCACUGGAAGAAAUGUCUUUGAGCUGAUCUUGUUUUCUGUUGAUGACGGCAGCUGGCAGUUUAACAUUACUACAAGUUGGUUUUUCUGAAGUGUGUUUAAUGAUCAAUGUAAAUAGCCAAUAAAUCAUAAACCUUUUUUUUUUACUAAACAUAUUUUAGCAGCUUUAA